Molecule: messenger RNA, 1092 nt
Organism: Anisakis simplex (herring worm)
Lineage: Eukaryota; Metazoa; Nematoda; Chromadorea; Rhabditida; Anisakidae
Source: the annotation of a GenBank genome assembly
AUGGGCAAUGUUAUUUUCCGACGCAAAAAAGUUGUCACAGAAGAAUUGGAUGAAAUUCAACAAAAAGCACAAUUGCUCGAAGAAGCCAUCAAUAAAACUGUUAACAGUAAGCAUUCGAUGCGAUGGCUUUGUUCAUUAACCUUAUUUGUGCUAACUGGUAUUGGCAUAUCAAUGGUACUUUUCUACGUGUCGGACAAAAGACGUCGUACACUCUAUUCAGUGCUUGCUUCAUUUGCGGGUCUAACAUUGAUCUAUUUAACGAAUCGUCUCAUGAACGCUUAUUACGAAUGGUGUAUAGGAAAGAAACGAAGAACAUUUUUGGAAAUGACGAAAAGAAAAUUGGCCAUUCUUGAACAAGUCAAAGAAACUGAAACCUUCAAGGUUGCCAAAGAAAUUUUGGAGAAGUAUGGCGAUCCGGCAGCGCUUCCAUCAGAGCCAAUGCAUCAUAGUUCACGACGAGUAGAUGCUGAACAACGACUGAAUUCUCCACGCAGUUGUGAACAGCCACAACGACCAGCACGAGGUGGAUUUAAGGUUGCAGAAGGGCACAUGCAGAAAGAAACUCCAAUGACCGCAGCAACAGCUGAUCUCGCAAAGUCGCCAUCAAACAGCAUUUUUCCAGUGGAUAGGGUGGAUCAGCGUGGUGCUCCAAGACAGGAGCCACAACAGAGAAGAUUACCGCCCAGACCAUUUUUGGGUCAAAAUCGAUCGUUAAUCGAACGUUUCGUGGACUUCUUAUUGGCUGAUGGACCGAACUACAGGUAUGCGUUGGUCUGUAGCAGUUGUUAUGCGCAUAAUGGUAUGGCGCGCGAUGAUGAAUAUGAUCAUUUUUCGUAUUAUUGUUGGGUUUGUGGUGCGUUCAACGCGGCUCGAAAGCCACACCAAGCCCAGCUCCAACUUCGAUCUCAACUUAGACCCCCUCAACGAACUGGCAUAUCGCCGAAGAUUGGAUCGCUAAAAUUGCAAACAGUGCAAUCGCCGAUCAUCCGAACUCGUUCUGAAUCUUCGACUUCAGUUCGAUCCAGUGACCAUCAAGCAAACGUUAGCAAUACCCACUUUUUUCUGAUAUCAAUUAUGGGUAAGGGAAAAUAA